Molecule: messenger RNA, 2754 nt
Organism: Trifolium pratense (red clover)
Lineage: Eukaryota; Viridiplantae; Streptophyta; Magnoliopsida; Fabales; Fabaceae
Exons: 3
Coding region: 264-1562 (432 amino acids)
Molecular function (GO): protein binding
Source: RefSeq, a predicted model, not a curated record
UGCAAGUAGCAACAUAGAGAAUGAAACCAAGUGGGUGGGGUGUGUGGGGACAUGGACGGUCCCUGAUAAAUACUAUACUCACUCCGUUGAUAGAUAGAUAGAUAGUGAAAGCAUACAAUCCAUUGCCAUUGCCAUUGCCAUUGCCAUUGCCAGCGGACAAUUUAACGUGUCUCCCACCGAAUCUAAAUCAAUCAAAUUAUAUAUUCUAAAUUCUCAUUUUAUUAUUAUCAUCACAAUCACAAUUUCAAAAUUAACACCCAAUAAUGGCGUCGUCACUACCACACUUAGACGACGAUUCCGUCUCCCCUUCCCCCCGCUCCGAUCACUUCCACGACGCAUCUCCACGUGUCCGCUUCAUGUGCAGUUUCGGCGGUAAAAUCCUCCCUCGUCCCUCCGACAAUCAGCUCCGUUACGUCGGCGGCGACACCCGAAUCGUCGCCGUUAACCGUUCCAUUUCAUUCUCCGCUCUUGUCCAUAAACUCUCUAAACUCUCCGGCAUGACCAACAUAACAGCAAAGUACCAACUUCCAAAUGAAGACUUAGACGCGUUGAUUACAGUAACAACAGACGAAGAUGUAGAUAACAUGAUAGACGAAUACGACCGCGUUUCACAGAAUGAAAACCCACGUGCGGCUCGGCUAAGACUUUUUCUUUUCCCAGAAGGUGAAGAUUCUCGAACCAAUAGUAUUAGCUCACUCUUAAACGGCUCAACUAAAAGAGAAAAUUGGUUUAUGGAUGCUUUAAACGGUGGCGUUUCGGGACUUGAACGAGGUCGUUCAGAAGCUUCUUCUAUGGUUUCUGAAGUACCCGAUUAUUUAUUCGGGUUGGAUAAUAACUCUGAAGAAACUCAACAACAGAAUAAUCGAGAAUUAUUACGACCUAAAGAACGAAACGUUCUUCAACAAUUAGAUAAUGUUUCGAAUUCGGAUCCGGGUUCUCCUGCUCCGGUUGUUUCUUCUCCGUUUUGUUCUACUUCAUCUGCGUCUAUACCGAAUCUUCCACCGGUUAAAACUAAACCCGAAAACCCGGUUUAUGAACCGGAUUUUAAAACAAGUCAAAUUGAAACUGAAACGGUUUUGCAACCACAAAUGAAAUUGGGUAAUUAUCAAAUUAACCCUGCAGUUCACUACCCUCCUCACUCUCAAGUUCAACCACAAGAAGUUGCUUAUUCGGGUCAUCAUGGACAACCGGUUCCGGUUUAUUAUAUUCAAGGUUCGGUUCAACCCGGGAAUGUGCCGGUUCAGCAGGUUCAUAUGCAAGGACAUUAUCCUCCCUAUGUUCAACAACCGUAUCAUGCGGUUAUGCAAGCUCAGGUUCCAAUUGGGUAUCAUCAUAUGGUUCCGGGUUCGGGUCAAGUGUAUGGGGCGGGUAUGAGGCAUAUGGCUCCGGUGCAGCCCUACAGUCCUACCGCGGUGGUUCACGACGGUUUAAAACAGCAAGUGUAUCAAGGUGUGCAGAACCCAGGUCCCGUUCCGGUUUACCAGGCGAUGCCCCCGGUGACAGGUGGGGAUGAACAGCAGAGAGGUGGAGCGGGUCGGGGCACCAACUCGCCGCAUAAUUGACCGGGUUUUGAUUGAUUGCUGAAUGGUGAGGAUGCUGCUCUCACAGCCUCCGUUAUUUGGUGCAUUUGGAAGGAACGUAAUAAUUGCAUAUGGAACAAUGUAACCGACGUGCAAAAACUGCUAUGUUAAAUAAUUGGUGUGCUGUCAACAUGGUUAGACGUGAUUUGCGGGAAUAGCAGCUGAAUACAGAUUUCAGUUGAAAGAAACCUGUUAGCGGACGUGUUAAAUGCAAUGUUGAUCCAUCGCUAUCAUCUCAUCUUAAUUGAGUAGGUAUCUAAGUUUGUAUUCGUGACGAGUUUGGUGUUUAUGUGUGGGCUAAAUAUGAUCGAUAUUCACCUAUUUGUGACGUCCAGGUUGGUGAAACACUUGGUUCACUAUCAACACUCAAGUCAAGUGGAUUCAUGAUAAAUAUUCCCCUAUUUAUGAUCAACAUUCAUCUAUGUAUGAUCAGUAUUUACAUAUUUUCUAGGAGCAUAUCUAAUAAUAGUUAUAAUGGUACUCUGAAUCUUGUUUAGAAUUCCUUGUUACCUUUGAAAAUUUCAUUGUUUGCUUGGAGAUUAUUUCCAGAUAGGUUGACUACCAAAGUCAACUUGGUCCAUAGGAAUGUGAUUGGUGCUGAUCAGUCUCAUUUUGUGUUCGGCUGCAGAGAAAUUGAAAGCUCCCAUCAUCUCUUUUUUUGGCUGUCCGACGGCAUCCAACUGACUUGGUGUUUCUACCACGUGUCCGAGAGUUGCGCUCAUUUUUGCUCAAUUCAAAGGACUUUUGAAUCUCGGAGAAGUGUUCAGGCCGUCAACAUUUGUUCUGUUAUGGUUCGCUUGUGGUUGGCCGAUUUGAAAAUCUCGCAACAAGGCAACAUUCAAAGGUGAAGUUCGGAAGAUGUCAAAGUUUUAGUGUGGAGUUGGCUAAAGGCUAUAAGGUUAAAGGAUUCAAAUAUGGAUUUACGGAGUGGAGUGCUUAUCCUUUAAAUAGGUGGUAUAGUUAUCUCAUCUGUUGUUAUGGGCGAUUGGUUGGAUAAAUUUGUUACCAACUUUGUGUUGGUUUGGAGUGUUGUUGGCUUGGGAUUGUAUUGUUGUUGCAUACCUUGUGCUGGUUUUUCAAUAAUAUUCCUUCCUUUUACCUUUUGAAAAAAAAUUGGAUUCAUGAAUUGACUUUAGGUCAAGUAGACUUUGACCUAGAUUCUAAACUAGUGGAG